GAGUUUCUUCAAGAGCUGCAGAGAUACACAGGGGAGGAGGGAGAUCUCACAGAGAAGGAGGGGGGUAGACAAGCGAAAUCAUCCCUCUUUCAGCUUGUGAGCGAGUCACUGCUGCUUCCUCCGCACUCAGAUGUAACAGGAUAAAAUGCUCAAGUUCUUCUCCCCACGGGAUGACGAGAAUGAAAGCCUUUUGGGAGGAAUAACAGAGGAUGAAGGUGACAACCCAUCUCUUCAGGACACCAAGCAGCACUGGCUAAACAGACCCUGCCUACUUGUCCUCAAAGAUGCAGAUGUUUCAAAAUCAGGCCUGGGCACCAGUCAAAUCAGGCCAGAAUCUCCAUCCAAAGCCCCCUCAGACACAACAGUCAGAGGUACAUUAGGACCAUGUGAGCAGAAACCAUCUGAACAUCCCACCAAGUUGUCCUCACACUCCCAGCUGGAGGAGGGCAGCUGCACUGUGACCCCCAUUUCCACAUGGGGUGAGAGGGAGUCGUCCAGCUCCCUGAUGUUGAGCCCUGCAGAGGCUGUGUGGCCAGAGGAGGAAGAAGAAGAGGUGGAGGAGAAAAAGCCUCAAGUUCUCCCAUCAAAAGAGGACUUUGUGAUUGAGGAGAAGGAGCUGGAAGAAAGUGGGCUGGAGCAGCAAGAGUAUUCCAGCAGCUUGGAUGCAACUGGAGCACCUUCCGCUCCAUCAAUGGAAAAGACAUGUGGUAGGGAGUUGAGCCAGUUUAAGAUGACCAGAUCUGAGGUAGCCGAUAACAAUGAUAACAAAUCCCAGGCAGUCAGUGGAGAGGGAGCGAUGGGGGAGUGUGCAGCUCCACUGGCACAUCCUGAUAACGAUUCCCAAAUGAGCCCUAAUGGAAUUCUCUCCAAGGAUCGAGGCACUGUCCUUGGGGAGGUAGCUCCAGUAUGGAUCCCUGAUGCUGAAGCUCAGGUCUGCAUGAAGUGUGGAGUCAAGUUUACAUUUACAAAGAGGAGGCACCACUGCCGUGCUUGUGGGAAGGUUUUUUGUGCACUUUGUUCCAAUCUGAAGUUCAGACUUACACAUCUGGAUGGCAAGGAGGGACGGGUUUGUGUUUCCUGUCAUUCAACCCUCAUCAAAAGGACACCUCCAAGGAGAAAAAGGAGGGUGUGGUUUGCAGAUGAAAUCGUCACUGAUCAGCAGUCGGAAUCUGCUCCAACCACACCAGUGAGGGGGCCCACCUUCUCACCGCUGAUGAGACGAGCACUGGGCGGACCUGUUGAGAGUCCCGUUGGUUCCCCCCAGAUGAGGAGAACCAUGGGGCCACAUGGGACAGCUAUUAGUGAGGCAUGUGGCCCGUAUGGCUGGGGCACCACAGCUUUAAGGAGCAACUCUGCCAACCUCAUUCCCUUGGUUGGCCUGCCACCCAUCCUCACCUCUACAGGAGUCAAAGGAGACUACACUGUGGAGGAGAAGCCCUCUGAAAUGCUGCUUAUUCAGGAGCUGGAAAGUGGAAGGCCAAAGCCCCUGGUGUUUGUACUCAAUGCCAACCUGCUUGCUAUGGUCAAACUGGUCAACUAUGUAAACAGGAAGUGCUGGUGUGUGACAACAAAGGGGAUGCAUGCUGUGGGUCAGGUGGAGGUGGUGGUAUUGCUUCAGUGCCUACCUGAAGAAAAAAGCUUCCCCAAAGACAUUUUCAGUCACUUCAUUCAGCUGUACAGGGACACCAUCACAGGGAAGGUUGUAAAACACCUGUCACUGUUCCUGUUUGGCAGCCGUUUCUUAGGUAGUGGGGAACAUGCAGGCUUCCUGUAUGUUCGCUCCACUCUCCAGUCCCUUCAGGGUCUACCUCUGCCAAACCAGCCCUACCUCUUUGGCCUGCUGGUCCACAGAGCAGAGGUGGCCUGGGCCAAAACCUUUCCCUUGCGGCUGAUGCUGCGCCUGGGAGCUGAGUACAGAUUUUAUCCAUGUCCACUGUAUAGCGUGCGCUUCAGGAAACCCUUGUUUGGGGAAAUAGGUCACACCAUAAUGAGGCUGCUAGUGGACUUUAGGAAUUACCGUUACAGCCUACCAAUGGUACCGGGGCUUACUGUGGAUCUAGAGGCUCAGAAGACUCGCAUAAAGAUACCAACCACUGGUUAUAACGAGUUUAUGAAGGCCAUGAACAAGUCCAAUGAACACGUGCUGGCCGUAGGAGCGUGUUUCAAUGAGACCGCAGACUCUCACCUCAUCUGUGUGCAAACAGAUGAUGGCCAGUACCAGACCCAAGCCAUCAGCAUCCACAAUCAGCCACGUAAAGUUACUGGAUCGUGCUUUUUUAUAUUCAGUAGCGCCCUGAAAGCAUCUGCAGGAUACUUGGCCAAGUCCAGCAUCGUAGAGGAUGGGCUUAUGGUUCAGGUCACCGUGGAAACUAUGGUGGAGAUCCGUAGGUCGCUACGGGAGAUGAAAGACUACACUGUCACAUGUGGCCGGCUUGACCAACCAGAGGGCCAAGAGCUUGUUUGUUUACAGUGGGUGGAGGAAAAAUGCACUGUGAAUAAGGGCAUCAUAAGCCCCAUCGAUGGGAAAUCCAUGGAGUCUAUCAGCAGUACAAAGAUGUUCCAGAAAUCAGAAUACAAAGAGAAUGGGAAGAUCAUCCGCUGGACAGAAGUAUUCUUCCUGCAGAGAGGCCAGAACCCCACAGGAGGGGUGACUGACUCUGCUGAACACAGCCGGCUAACAGAGCGCAUCGCCCGGGCUUUCUGCUUGGCAUUGUGUCCUCACCUGAAACUUCUGAAGGAAGACGGGAUGGCCAAACUGGGGCUGCGUGUCACUUUUAACCCUCAAGAGGUGGGGUUUGUGGCAGGGAGUAAUGGACAGCCGCUCCCAGCUCAGUACCUAAAUGCCCUCGAUAGUGUGCUGAUUCCCGUCAUUCACAGCAGGGGGCGCAAGAGGGGUGAUGAGCCUAUUGUGAUGGAGUUAAUCUUUUACAUCCUGGAGAACAUCACUUAGAGCACACAGGGAUCAGACAGGUUCAUUUUCAUAAGUCAUAAGUCAGGCUAUGAAGGUGCUGUCUCCAGCACCUCUGGUCAGCGUGACCAUCUCUUUCAGAGCACCAAAGGUAUUUCAGUCAAUCCUGGAUGUCACCCAUUCACAUGAGACAAGUGGUCAGACUCUUAGCAGCUCUCUGAUCUCACUCCAUUCAGUCAUGGACAACCAGGCUAUGCAUGAAACUUAUGGACCAUCAGAUCAGAUCCGAGUGCAGCUGCUGCACAGUAGUAGCAUCUUCAUAACUGAUCAUUCACGUCAUGAUGCUCUGCACAUGUUUCUAAAUGGAGAUAUCUUAAAGGUGAGCUGGAUUCAGCCCUUUGACCUUACAGCAGAGAAAAAGAGAAUGACUUUAAAAACAGUAUUUAGUAGAGCUGUAGCAAUUUGAUGCACAUUGAAUGAAUGCUUGAAGAAUGUUUUCAUACUGGAUGUAUUUUAAUUGACUGCUCAUGAAUUGUAACAAUAGCUUGGAAUUAAACUUGCAACAAUGAAAAGAC
Melanotaenia boesemani (Boeseman's rainbowfish) is the source of this 3483-nucleotide messenger RNA. It is a transcript of the gene zfyve9b, whose product is annotated as zinc finger, FYVE domain containing 9b. The coding region runs from base 146 to 2950 and encodes 934 amino acids. Lineage: Eukaryota; Metazoa; Chordata; Actinopteri; Atheriniformes; Melanotaeniidae. The record is from RefSeq and is a predicted model, not a curated record. Gene Ontology annotation, cellular component: early endosome membrane; endosome. Gene Ontology annotation, biological process: liver development; endosomal transport. Gene Ontology annotation, molecular function: metal ion binding. The transcript is spliced from 16 exons.